Messenger RNA from Cadophora gregata, 1876 nucleotides. RefSeq lists its product as uncharacterized. NCBI's taxonomy places the organism in Eukaryota, Fungi, Ascomycota, Leotiomycetes, Helotiales, Ploettnerulaceae. The record is from RefSeq and is a predicted model, not a curated record. The coding region runs from base 212 to 1735 and encodes 507 amino acids. The transcript has 3 exons.
ACUGGUGGGCUCGAGUAGCCUAAGCUUAAAUUAGAGCACUAUCCUCUCACAUAGGUGCUGUAGGCUAUUCCACGUACGGCCCGUCAAGCACCAUAAGUACACUAAGAAUGAAAUAAAAUAAAAGCAUCCUCGCUUAUCCCACAUUCAUCUUCAUCUUAUCCGUAUCUACUUACCUACAGACUCUAACAAGUAAGAAAGAUAUAGAUUUAUCAUGGCAUCUUGGUACCAGCUCCCUGAAGAGAUUCGUCGUGCGGUAUUGGAUCCCUUACUACACGACGGUUGUCGCUUGGCCGAUUUCGCUACAGUAUCAAGAGAGUGGCAAGCGAUCAUCGAGAAGCACACCUUUUCUCGGAUCAAGCUGACGCCGUCACGCAUCGGCCAAUUGGGCUCGAUGGUUCCUCAUCAUAGGAGGAGCCUCGUGGGCUACAUUUGGCUUUGCUUAGAACUCCCAGAAUAUGAUUGCUUAAUGUGUGAUCCUCAGGAUCAGGACUCAUGGGGCUUGAGCAGCACAGGAAACAUUCUGGUCACUAAAUCUUUCCAAGCUCUCUUCUCAACACUCAGCGUAUGGGAACCAAGCGGUAGCUUGCUGCUAGAUAUCAGCAUCUACUCCCCCAGUGACUCAGAGCACUGGUUCAAAUAUCUGACCUUUGAGCCUGAUGUUCUUGCCAAUACAUCUGGGCAGGACCAACACGCGAUUCAGACCAUGCUAGCAAAAGCCAAAGCCAAGACUGAAGUUACCGACCACCACCACGGAUGGGUUGCUGGUAGUCGAAAAUCCGUUCCCUCCGAUACCGCUGUUGAAAAACUCUUUGAAGAGAUCAUGGACCUGGGGCCUUUCGAUGACGACGAAGAAGAGAGCCAGUGGUGGAAGCAACUUCCAUUAGUUCCGGCAAUCACAGGUGUGCUGCUUCGUCAGCAGAACCGGCGACGAUGGAGGCCAGCCACGUUGGGACAUAUCUUUGCCCUUCUGCCGGGACUCCAGGAGAUUCACUACGAGCCUUGGAGAGAAUGGCUAGAUAUCCAGCAGCGUUGGACAGACGAAUCUUUCUGCCUUCUUUUGGAUUCCUUCUCUUCCGACCGACUACGGAGACUCGUACUCUUCGAGAAUUUUGACCAGACGUACCCGGCUAGCUUCACGAACCUAGGUUGUGACCCUGUCCGAAUACCAUCCUCUCAUGUCAGUCGGGCGGUUGCUAAUGCCAGUUUCUCCCUUGAGCAUCUCUCGGCAUCGUUCAUAGUGGAAGCUAGCCAGUUUUUUGAUAUUCGAGAGCUUUCCUGGACGUGGCCAAAUUUGACAUGGCUUGCGUUGACUUCCAGACUACUCAAGCCACAUGAGAGCCCGACAGAGUUGGAUAAUAUGCUCAAGGCAGCAGCAGAAGCGGCCAUGAAAAUGCCAAGUCUUGAAACAAUGGAAAUUUGGAACGGAGACAAGGGAUUAGCGAUGUUCUUCAGGCACCAGAGCGCAAAGGGAGCGCAACCUGCUGUGAUAACCUGCAGAGGAACUUGGGAAUUAACCUUGCGACCUCUCGUCAUCCAGGCUUGGGAUGCAGUAGCAAUGAGGGAUCGAGGCCAAGGACAUGUCAUUGUCAAGGAGGUGCUGGAUGCUGGUGUUGUUAUCAGGUGUCAUGGUGAUGCCAUACGCCACCUAAAUCUGUCCAAACCGAUCAUUCGCCCAGUUUCAUUGAGGCAGAUUCAGAUGGAGUAUAUGCUACGAGAAGGAGUGCAAAUCCAAUAGCUCAAUCUCUUUUACUAGUGUAGUAUAAAGGAUAAUGGCUUAAUAGCAUGUUUGAAAUAGUGCGAUAGGAAUGGCCAUGUUCCGACAAAAACGGAGGGGGCGGCUUCAGAUUCGCAUUAUUGCUACUCUUUGAUAGCUCUU